This is a messenger RNA of Xyrauchen texanus (razorback sucker), 5488 nucleotides long. It is a transcript of the gene adamts5, whose product is annotated as A disintegrin and metalloproteinase with thrombospondin motifs 5. The coding region runs from base 185 to 2968 and encodes 927 amino acids. Gene Ontology annotation, molecular function: zinc ion binding; metalloendopeptidase activity. Gene Ontology annotation, biological process: extracellular matrix organization; proteolysis. The transcript has 8 exons. NCBI's taxonomy places the organism in Eukaryota, Metazoa, Chordata, Actinopteri, Cypriniformes, Catostomidae. The record is from RefSeq and is a predicted model, not a curated record.
AUUUGCCUUCAUUUAUUUCCUAGCGUCUUCAUACUUGGGUGUUUGGAACAAGUGAGAAGCGCACUGUUCUUCAUCCCAGUUCUCCUAAAUCUUGAUUUUGGAUUAUAAUGUCUCCAAAAGUUUUCCAGAGAGUGGCGCGUGACAGAAAUACAUCGGACUAAAUUACAUUUCUACAGCGAAUGGCAUGAUGUUGCGGAAUGCUUUGUUGUUUUGGCUUACAUUAUGUGCAAUAUAUUACGCGUCAGUCUACUCUGGCUCUUCCAUUGCGUUCAGCGCGUUCUCUCCACCUGCGAACGGGUCUCUCCGCACACCUGCCAACUUGACCGCCGGUCUCGUGCGGGAUGUGGAUCGGAUAUAUUACGGCGGAGGAAAAGCCGGUUAUCUUGUUUACAUGGACGAGAUGCGGUUUCAGUUGGAUAUGGAGCGGGAUAAGUCGAUUUUGUCUCGUCGCGUCAGUUCGAAAGUGCUCGAGAGAGAUGACGCGCCGCCUCUGCACCGGGAUUGCAUUUACCGCGGCACUGUAAAUUCGAACGCGGAAUCUCUGGCGGUUUUUAAUCUGUGUGGCGGGGGACUUGAGGGAUUUUUCGCUGUCGAUCACGCGCGCUACACCAUCACGCCGCUCAUUCGAGCGAGAGAACACGAGAAUGACAAGCACAUCGUCGAAGACGCUGACGCUACGCGCGCACUACACUAUUAUACCAGCGAGAGCUUCAGUUUCGAAGCGAUGCCCUCGCGUCACAGCUGCGGCACACGUGACCGCAAACGGCGCAAACGCAAGCGGAAUGUUAGAGGGAAAUGGAAAAGCCUCCGUCAGGAUUUUACUGAGUUGGAUGAGAGUGCGCGCGGGAGGAGGUGGUGGGCUAAAUUUACGAAGCCGGUCACGACGCGACGCAAGAGGUCCGUGUCUCGCGCUCGCCACGUUGAGUUGCUGCUAGUUGCGGACGAUUCUAUGACGAAGAAAUACGGAAAGGACCUGCAUCACUACCUGUUGACGCUCGCGUCCAUCGCGUCCAAACUAUACGGCCACGCCAGCAUUGAAAACCCCAUCCGUUUGUCGGUUGUGAAAGUCGCUUUUCUGACAGAAAAAGAGAAGGGGAUUGACGUGUCCAAAAACGCCGCCGUGACGCUCAAGAGUUUCUGUAAAUGGCAAAAUCAGCAGAAUCCGUUAGAUGACGACCACCAGCAUCAUCACGACGCCGCCAUCCUCUUCACCAGGCAGGAUCUGUGCGGGCAUCACUCAUGUGACACCCUUGGCAUGGCUGAUGUGGGGACCGUGUGUUCUCCAGAGAGAAGCUGCGCAAUCAUUGAAGAUGACGGCCUGCACGCUGCAUUUACCGUGGCACAUGAGAUCGGGCAUCUUUUGGGUUUGUCUCAUGAUGAUUCAAAGUUCUGUGAAGAACGCUUUGGUUCCACUGAAGAUAAACGUCUCAUGUCAUCUAUUCUGACCUCCAUUGACGCUUCCAAACCCUGGAGUCGCUGUACAUCCGCUACAAUCACAGACUUCUUCGAUGAUGGCAAUGCUGAGUGCCUGUUGGACCUGCCUCGUCAGUCUCUUCUCGGUCCAGAGGAGUUGCCUGGUCAGAGAUAUGAUGCCGUACAGCAGUGCCAUUUAGCAUUUGGUCUGGAGUACACUGUGUGCCCGGGUAUGGACGUGUGUUCCCGUCUGUGGUGUGCAGUCAUCAGGAAGGGGCAGAUGGUUUGUCUAACAAAGAAACUGCCCGCUGUAGAGGGCACGCCAUGUGGCAACGGCCGCAUCUGUCUACAGGGGAAGUGUGUAGACAAAACCCGUAAGAGACACUACUCGACGUCUAAUCAUGGUAGCUGGAGCUCUUGGGGUCCGUGGGGUUUGUGUUCUCGUUCGUGUGGUGGUGGCGUGCAGUUUGCGCAUCGUUUGUGCAACAAUCCACCUCCUCGCAACAACGGCCGUUACUGUAUGGGAAAGAGAGCAGUCUAUCGGUCAUGUAACGUCAUUCCAUGUCCUUCAACGAGUAAGAGUUUUAGACAGGAACAGUGUGAAGUUCGGAACGGCCCUCAGACUGACCCGAAAGGAGUGAAGACGUUUGUGGAAUGGGUGCCCAAAUUUGCCGGCGUGCUUCCUAAAGACGUGUGCAAAUUGACCUGCAGGGCAAAAGGAACUGGAUACUAUGUAGUGUUCUCAAAGCGGGUGAUUGACGGGACAGAAUGCAGACCAUACAGCAGUUCAGUGUGUGUGAAAGGAAACUGUGUUCGCACCGGAUGUGAUGGAAUCAUUGGCUCUAAACUUCAAUACGACAAGUGCGGCAUCUGCGGGGGGGACAGCAACAGCUGCAUCAAAGUGGAUGGAAAUUUCACCAAGAAGAGUAAGGGUUACACUGAUGUUGUGAAGGUCCCAGAGGGCUCGACACACCUCAAGGUACGACAGUACAAACCCAAAGGCCAAACACGUUACACGGCUUACCUCUCUCUGCGCCGCCCAGGUGGAGAUUAUCUUCUGAACGGCAAGUUCAUGAUCUCUACCUCCGAGACCAUCAUCCCCCUCAAUGGAUCUGUCCUCAACUACAGUGGGUGGAGUCAGCGGGAUGACUCCCUUCACAGCAUGGGCCCCGGAGCCCUACAGGAGAGCCUGGUGGUGCAGAUUCUUGCCACGGACUCUAAGAAGCCACUUGACAUCCGCUACAGUUUCUACAUGCCACUUAAAAUGCCUCUUCCACCUCGGACGUCUCCCACAUCUGUGGCCACCGCUGCGGCGUUGUCAUCAGUGGAGAUCUUGGUGUUUACUACCGAGGUUCCUUCGACGGAGCCUCCGUCAACUACGUCCUCUGGCCCGCGUUGGGUGACUGGAUCAUGGAUGACGUGCUCCAGAACUUGUGAUACGGGUUGGCAGAGUCGCACAGUGCAAUGCAAGGACCCACAUGGAAAGCUGGCAAAGGGUUGCCCACUCACCGCUAGACCCUCAGUAUUCAAACACUGCCUAAUUAAAAAGUGUUGAGAAUCUCUCAAUAAAACAAACUAAGGAAGGACCUUUUUUCUUGUCAACCAUGUUGAGUGUCCAACCAAGAGGCAGGCUUGAUGGAGCGCAUGGACGCUUACAUGACUGAUGUAUAAACGCUGUUCCUUGCUCUAAACAAAAUCACUGUGGAGUUCUGCUAGUGUUUAGAAUUGUGACUUGGAUGAGAAAUUCCUCCUCUUGCCUCAAGUGGGGCAAAAUGACCUUCAAACUGGUCUCUCGAUGCAGCCACACCCCAUUUCAUGAUGGCACUCCCAUUAUGGGUCCAGGUCAAAACCACACCCAUUUGACAAAACCACGCCCCUUAACGCAGGCUACUUAAGGAUCCACAACCCUUGCAUUCACACUGACAGUGAUUUAAUCGAUGCAGGUUGCUUAGUUGCUGUUAGUUGUGUAUGCGUUCGACUACAGUUUUUAACUGUAUCAGGCCGCUGUGCACUUCAUUUGUUGUAAUUUUUUACAUCACUGCUUACUUGCAUAAAGUCCAGCUGAGCUCAACUUUGUCAUAUCACCAACAGUUACCGUCACUUAUGUCGCCUCAAAUCACCAACUUUCAUUGAAAAAUGAAUAACUUCUUAUCACGUUGUUACAUUAAAUUGCUAUCCAUGUGGAUGCCCUAUCAAUAGUCCACAACCCUACUUAGGGUCCAGGAUGUUUCUAAGAUCUUCCAAUCCAAAAGAACCUUUUACUACAACAAAAGGGUUAUGCGGAAUGCUGAUCUUCUAGUGUUAGCCAUCCAGGAAUCAAUCAGUUAUUGCCUUCAGACGAAGUCAGAUUGCUUGCCACAUCUGGGAAUAUGACAGAAUGUCUGUCCCUAUUCUCAGUUUCAUGUAUAUGUGUAUGUUUUACUAUGAUCUAUUGUCAAUGUCUGUUUGAGUCUUAGGUCUAGGGUAUACUUUGUUCUUUUGUGUGCCAUUCCAUCUCACGUAUGGUCGAGUCUUAGCCUUUUAAAAUAUAUGAAGGUAUUCACUGCAAGUGCACUAUGACUGCUUUGUGAUACUCUUUAGCACAGUCAACAUCAGGCACAUAUGCGUAGACAAGGCAGAAUGUCUGCAUGUCAGGGAAAACUAGGCUGCGUACUGUGCUGAUAAUGAAAUUUUGUUACGAAAAGACAAACAGUUGUGUUCAUAAAUUAACACACCCCUUGCUGAAUCUAGAAGAUGGUUAGUAUUUUUUUUUUAAAUGAGAGAUUGUAAAAAUUAAAAAAUUGUAUUAUGUUCUAUUACUGAAGAUGCUGAAGAACAGAUAUUUAAGUAUCUUCCACAAAGACAAAAUUAUUACUGAAAUUACCCAAUUUAUCCUAUUAACCAAUAUACACUCUCUUGGUUCUUAAUGUCGUGUGUUGCCUCCUCGAGCGUCAAUGACACUUUGCAGCAGUUUGUGAUAGUUCUGUAUUAGUCACUCAGUUGUCCAGAGUGGCAAAGCUAGAUAUCAACAUCAAUGAAUCACUAUAGGGGUGAUCUCAAAUGUGCAGAACUUGCAAAGAAACCAAAGAUCUUGGAUGUUGAGAUUUUUGUGUAGAAAAGUGGAUGGAAUCACUGCCCAGGGCAAAUAAUUCUUCUUUUUUUUUUUUUUUUUAGGUCAAAUGGAGUAACCAUGAGAACAAUUCUUGAUAUUAGUCUCUUAGAAAUUUAUAUUUGUUAAAAAUUAUUUUUAUUAAUAAUUAAGUUGUGUACAUUCUCGUAUUUUCAAGUUGCAGAAAAAAUACUUCAAUACCAUUUACUUGAUGAUUACACCACUUUACAAGUUAUUACAUUUGUUUUUGUGUAGAAAUUCUGUAAAAGUUUUUUUUUUUAUUUUUUAUUUUUUUUUUCAAAAAUGUAUGAAACCAACAGACACAAAGAUUACAUUUCUACAUUCUUCUUGACAUUUUAAACUAGAUUUUAUUAUCUCUGACAACCUUUUUUUUUUUUUUUACUUUUUUUUUAAAUGUAAAUAUCUAUUGUCAAAUAGCUUCAUUCAGGCAGUACCAAAUAAAAAAAGAAAAGCAUUUUUAAUGAUCCAAUUUAGUUAAAAAAAAAGUUAAACAUCUGGCAGAUUCUGUGAGAGGUGUGUUAACUUAGCAGAACUGUAAAUAGGGCUCUAUUAUUUGUAAAUGUGUGUGACUGAAUGCCAUUUUCUCUGUUAAGAAUGACGAAGUGUGGCUUGGACACGCAACAACACCAGCCAAUCAUAUGCUCAGUCGCUCUGUUUACAUUCACAUGUUUAAAACCAAUUGACACACUUCAGUUAAAUCUCCUCUACAUUUCUCACAUCUUGCUUGAAACACUGAAAGAUGCUCAUACAAAUACACACCACUUCUGUGAGACAUGAUCAAACACAAGUUCAGUUUAUGAGUAACAGGGCUUAUCUGCAUUUAUGAUUUGAUUUAUUUCAGCACAGAUCCAUAUAAGAUCCAUAUAUAAUUGAAUUUGUAUUUAGUGAACUGAAAUGAACAUCUAUUGUUUUCAUUUGUAUGCAGUACUGUCUAAACAUCUCAAUGGGAAAUGGCCAUUUCACUGA